AUCUUAGAGAGCACUAUUUCGUUCAACCUUCCCGAAAUCACAAUGAUACGUUUUAUCCAGAUCGUUUUAUCAGUUAUUGCUGUACUGUCGGGAUCCACUGUCGCAGCCAGUGAUAGCAAGAGUUAUACAGCUCUUAAGUUUGCUUAUGAUGGAAAUAGUUUGGUAACAUAUAGCCCAGACAUGACCCCCUUCACAGACAAAUUUACUAUUUGUGUGUGGGUUCGCAAACUCCAGUCAGGUGGUCCCCCUGCCCCAUUUGGUUAUAAAAAUUACGAGAUAUUCAUGACAGAUAACGGCUACUACAACAUACUGUUUGGUUCCCGCUCCCUGGAUAAUGUUCUGACUAGCAAGUUUACCUCGCCAGUAGGUACUUGGUUUAUGUACUGCUCCACGUGGAGCCUCGCUUCUAGAACCUUCAGAGUCUACGUUAAUGGUGAACUAGCAGGUACCCAGACCACACCCUCUGGGAGGAAGCUGCAGACAGGUGGUGCAUUUACUUUAGGGUCCAACAGUGGUCACUAUUUCGGUGGUGAACUGUUUAAUUUCAACAUGUACUCAAAAGAAAUGACAGCUACAGAAGUAGCUGCUAUGUCUUCAGGUGGUCUCUGUACAGAGAUACCUGAACAGUUGGAGGAGUAUAGAGUUAUAAAGUGGGAAGAUAUUGUGAAGCUGAGUAGAUCUGGUACUGUGCAGGAUUUAGACAUAGUAUGUACUGCUAUUGGAGCUGAACUGCAGAGGACGAGAGGAAAGCUGGAGGUGGCCGUUAGUGAAAAGAGUACUCUACAACUUUCAAUGAACAGGACGCAGAUAGAACUACAGGAAGUUCAGGGACUGUUCAACUCAACCCAGGAAGAACUAGUUGGGGUAAAGAGAGACCUAGAGGUAAUGGGAGGAGAGCUGAAUGAUACCAAAGUGGAACUUGAGGGAGUCAAGAGGGAGCUAGGGGUAAUGGGAGGAGAGCUGAAUGAGACAAAAAGUCAGCUUGAGGACACAAAGUUGGAGUUGGAGGAUACCAAGUUGGAGUUAAAGAACGUCACCGAGUCUAAAUGUGCGCUUCAGAAAGGCAACCUGACGAAGUGGGAUAUGUUUUAUUCGCCCGCUUAUUAUAAUAAAACAUUUACUCGCCGACUAUAUCAACAACUCACCACAACUUGGGACUCUAUUAGCAGUAGACUGCUUGGUAUGACGAUAACUGACAAGGUAAUUGAGCUGAUUAAAGAUCUGGAUGAUGAUCAGAUUUAUCACUGCGGAGAACUACUAUCAUAAACAUGAAGCCUUCCUACCGGAACAGUCUA
Molecule: messenger RNA, 1295 nt
Organism: Bolinopsis microptera
Lineage: Eukaryota; Metazoa; Ctenophora; Tentaculata; Lobata; Bolinopsidae
Exons: 3
Coding region: 43-1266 (407 amino acids)
Source: RefSeq, a predicted model, not a curated record